UUUACUAGAACAUUUUUAAGUCAUGGCCUAUGAUAACCAUAUAAACAAUUCCCGCUUUAGUUGCUUAUAGAAAUCUAAUUUUUAUUCAGAUUUUAGAGGCUUAAGUUUUUAAUAUUGAGAGACAAGGAUGCAAAGGAUAUAAUACUUUUUUUUUUUUUCCUGGAAAUAAGCCCUCUAAUAUUUCAAGAACUUUAGAAGCUUGUAAGUCUAUUAAUGCAAAUGAUUUUAUAAUUAAUUAUAAAACCCUAAGACUAUUGACUAUAUUAGUGAAAAACCUAGCUCUAAUAAUUUUAACACUGGCAGAGUAAUUGGUAGUUCCUUUGAUAAGCAGAGUCUUCUGUGUUCAGCAGCUUGAUAAGGGAGUUUUUUCUUUAAGCAAAAAGCUUAACACAAGUAGCAGUCCAUGGUAUGGUGGACACUGUGGCCCUCCAUCAGUUUGUGAUACUUAAAAAUUAACAUACUUGAUGUUAAUUUUUGUUUGUUCCAGCACAUAUCUAUCCUUAUUAUUAAGGUAAUAGGACAUUUUACUAGUUUAUUGAUCAGAUAGUCUUUCUUGAUUUUAUUUUUUCUUAAGAUUUUCAGGGUAGUGAUUACAGUUGCAUCCUCACUGGACUGAAUUACUUAAGUUUAAAAUACAUUUUGUUAUGUUUGCCAUUUCUAAAUUGACCAUUAGGGCGUAUUCUGUCAAUUAAAGGGAUCUUUAUUUGAAUUCCUGAAAAAGUGCUGAAAUAAUAUUAUGAUUUGAAUUUAGUGUGAUAUGACUUCUGGUGUAAUUUAACUUUUUUCACCUCCUGUGACACAGGUAUGGUCUAACUACGUGCAUGCUGGCUGCUUACUUGAAGUGCAUUCCUUUCAAACAAAUGCCAGAUUUAGCUAUAGAAGAUAUUUUGAAUCUUUGCGAUUCAUUUGGUGAGCAGUAGAAGUAGCUUGGCUUUUUUUUUUACAUUCUCUUUAAUUCAAUAAAAGAGGUCUUUUUUUAAAGAGACGUCCCUGGAAUGUCUAUUUUUCUCUAAUAAGAGCUGAAAUCCAUUAAAAUGGCUCUCCCUCUUUAAAAGACAGAGCUGUUAUCAUUUUUUUACUGUUUUUCUUUAAGACGGAUUUCAGCAAACUGAAUGCUCUUCCAUCAUCAUCCUAAAGUAAAAGUUCUGUAAUUUUUUCACUUUGGGGGAAAGAUGGAAGGAGAGAGAAGGGGAAUUCGAGUAACUUCUGCUUGCAAGGAACUAAGUGGAAAAAAUGCAUGGAGUGCAAUGAGUGGCCAGAUAAACUGGCCUAGCUUCAUUAUUUUCUGGUAAUAUGAACAGUAGUUAUCCUCUGAGAUGCAUAUUCCGGUUCAGAGUUUUUCUUUUGAAUGUUUUUGUUGUUUGUUCAUGAUUCUUUCUCCCAUCUGCCUUCAUGUUUUUCCAUGGAGAUGGGAUGAUACUUUCCUUACAUGCACUUUGUUGCAUCAGCUUUUUUUGAAAUGUGGAUCCAGAUUUUAAACUGAUACAAUGUCAAAUAACAUUAUGAAUUUAUGUAAUAGGAUGUGGUAAUACUACCACUACAGUGUCAGUUUUGUUCUCAGAUAUGUCUUAGCCAUGCUGCACAGUUUUGUUUACUGCAACUGUGUUGUUGUUACUCUAGUAACUCUGAAAACCUUACUAAGCUGCUUAAAUUAAGAUGCAUUUUUAUUGAAAUGUCGUGGUUGGUGGUCAUUAAAGCUAGGAAAAACUACUGAAAAGCAAUGAAAUCAUUCACUUCUUUUUUUUCCUGUGGCUCAUGCAUACAAGUUAUAUUUGUACAGCACAUAGCAGAUCUCUCCCAGCAAUUAGCUGGUGGCUUUUUUUUUUUACCGUAUUUGUCAGAUGUAUCACAUAUCAGGCCAAUGGUUAUUUUUGGAACAGUCUACAUGACUAAGUACUGCAGUUACACUUUGGAAGAUCCAAGGGAAAAACAUUUAAGAGGUCGUUGAACAGGGUAUGUUUGUAAAGCACUGCAAAGUAGAAGUAUAUCUAACAGAGUUAAAGCUUUGUGAAAAUGGAAAUAUGAACAAUGUUGUCACACGAAGAUUUAGUAAAGCUGAUACAAUAGAUACAAUUGAAAAAGAGAUAAGAAAAAUCUUCAAUAUUCCAGGUGAAAAAGAAACCAGAUUGUGGAACAAAUACAUGAGUAAUACUUUUGAACCUUUGAAUAAACCAGACAGUACCAUACAGGAUGCUGGUUUAUACCAGGGACAGGUACUGGUGAUAGAACAGAAGAAUGAAGAUGGAACAUGGCCAAGAGGUCCUUCAACUCCUAAGUCCCCAGGUGCAUCCAAUUUUUCAACUUUACCAAAGAUCUCUUCAUCUCUAUCAAAUAAUUAUAACAACAUGAACAACAGAAAUGUGAAAAAUUCAAACUAUUGUCCCCCAUCGUAUACUGCUUAUAAGAAUUACGAUUAUUCAGAACCAGGAAGACACAAUGAGCAGCCAGGCCUGUGCGGCCUGAGUAACUUGGGGAAUACAUGUUUCAUGAAUUCAGCAAUUCAGUGUCUGAGCAACACACCUCCUCUUACAGAAUACUUCCUCACUGAUAAAUACCAAGAAGAGCUGAAUUUUGACAAUCCUUUAGGAAUGAGAGGUGAAAUAGCAAAAUCUUACGCAGAGCUUAUCAAGCAAAUGUGGUCAGGAAAAUACAGCUACGUUACCCCGAGAGCAUUUAAGACACAAGUGGGACGAUUUGCACCGCAGUUUUCUGGUUAUCAGCAACAAGAUUGUCAAGAGCUACUGGCUUUUCUCUUGGAUGGAUUACACGAGGAUUUGAAUCGAAUUAGGAAAAAGCCUUACAUUCAGUUAAAGGAUGCAGAUGGGAGACCAGACAAGGUGGUUGCUGAAGAAGCCUGGGAGAACCAUUUGAAAAGAAAUGAUUCCAUCAUUGUAGAUAUAUUUCAUGGCCUUUUUAAAUCCACUCUAGUUUGUCCUGAAUGCGCUAAGAUAUCUGUAACCUUUGAUCCCUUUUGUUACUUGACACUUCCAUUGCCCAUGAAAAAAGAACGCACUUUGGAAGUGUAUUUAGUUAGAAUGGAUCCACUUGCAAAGCCUAUGCAGUACAAAGUAGUUGUUCCCAAAAUUGGAAAUAUAUUGGAUCUUUGCACAGCAUUGUCUGCUUUGUCUGGUGUUCCUGCAGAUAAGAUGAUUGUUACUGAUAUAUACAAUCACAGGUUCCACAGGAUAUUUGGCAUGGAUGAAAAUCUAAGUAAUAUUAUGGAACGUGAUGACAUUUAUGUAUUUGAAAUUCCAAUCAAUAGAACAGAAGAUACAGAACAAGUUAUAAUUCCUGUUUGUUUGAGGGAAAAGUGCAGGCACACUAGCUACAGCCAUAGUGGUUCUUCACUGUUUGGUCAACCUUUUCUCAUAGCAGUGCCUAGAAACAAUACUGAAGAUAAAUUGUAUAACCUGCUGCUGCUAAGAAUGUGCCGAUAUGUAAAAACAUGUACUGAAAGUGAAGACACCGAAGGAUCCCUGCAUUGCUGUAAGGACCAUGGUAUCAAUGGAAAUGGCCCAAAUGGAAUACACGAAGAAGGAUCUCCAAGUGAAAUGGAAACAGAUGAACAAGAUGACGAGUCCAGCCAGGAUCAGGAACUUCCUUCAGAGAAUGAAAACAGCCAGUCAGAAGACUCAGUUGGAGGUGACAAUGACUCUGAAAAUGGAUUAUGUACUGAGGAUACUUGCAAAGGUCAACCACUCACGGGACACAAAAAGCGAUUGUUUACAUUCCAGUUCAAUAAUUUAGGCAAUACUGACAUAAACUACAUCAAAGAUGAUACCAGGCAUAUUAGAUUUGAUGAUAGGCAACCUAGGCUUGACGAAAGAUCUUUCCUUGCUUUGGAUUGGGAUCCUGAAUUGAAGAAGAGAUAUUUUGAUGAUAGUGCAGCAGAGGAUUUUGAAAAACAUGAAAGUGUGGAAUAUAAACCUCCCAAAAAGCCUUUUGUGAAAUUAAAAGAUUGCAUUGAGCUGUUCACAACAAAGGAAAAACUAGGUGCUGAAGACCCAUGGUAUUGUCCAAACUGUAAAGAACAUCAGCAAGCUACCAAGAAGUUAGACUUGUGGUCACUGCCCCCUGUACUGGUAGUUCAUCUAAAGCGCUUUUCCUACAGCAGAUAUAUGAGGGACAAGUUGGAUACAUUGGUUGGCUUUCCGAUCAAUGACUUGGACAUGUCAGAGUUCCUUAUUAAUCCCAAUGCAGGGCCUUGCCGCUACAACUUGAUUGCCGUCUCCAACCACUAUGGAGGAAUGGGAGGAGGGCAUUAUACUGCUUUUGCAAAAAAUAAGGAUGAUGGAAAAUGGUACUACUUUGAUGACAGUAGUGUGUCCACUGCAUGUGAGGACCAAAUAGUGUCCAAAGCAGCAUAUGUGCUCUUCUACCAGAGACAGGACACGAUCAGUGGAACUGGCUUUUUCCCUCUUGACCGGGAAACUAAACAAGGUGCUUCAGCUGCCACGGGCAUCCCACUAGAAAGCGAUGAAGACAGCAAUGAAAAUGAUAAUGAUAUAGAAAAUGAAAAUUGUAUGCAUACUAACUAAUGGAAGAACUAGAAGCCAUAAAAGAGACUUUCCUGCUGGGGAUACCUAUUGAGAGAGUGAAAUUGCCCACCAAAUUAAGAAUAAAAAUCUGAGAUGGGGAGUUUCAGAUAACAGAAUGUAAAUCUUUGUUACAUUUUAACAUGUGCAGUACUUGAAGUGAAACAAUAAAAACUUAAACAGAAAUUCUCUCUAAUGCAUUUACAGUCUUGUAUUCACAAGCUAUAUAUAGGAAAUCACAAAUAAACCCCUUUUAAGUUUUCUGCUGCUGUUCUGAUGGAUUAUGUUUUCUUUUGUUUUGGAUGUGAGUUCAUAACUAAAAUGUUAAAUCUUUGGAUUUCUGACAUUGAUUUUCUUAGUACUGCAAGAAUACUACUGCCAAGUCUAGUUUCUGAAUGGCUAUAUACAUGUUCCUUAGGCUGUCACACAGGCUACAAGUAAAAAUGUCAUAAAUACAUAAGCAGUAGUUUUCUUGUUUCAAGAAAUUUUUGUUUCUCCCUAUUUCUUUUUUUCAAUUCGGUCACAAUAGAAGAAAUAGCUUGAAAAGGUGUUUUAACCUUUUGUGAUAUAGUUGAGCAUCCAGAAUAUUAUGUUCAUCUUACUGCUGCUGUGGAACAGGUUCUGGAUUUCAUGCUGCAUUAACAAAAAGUUUUUCAAGUAAAUGUAAGUAUCCUUUGUUGCUUGUUGGAAUCUACUCUGCAGACAUAAUUCCUGUUAUCUUGCUUAUAAGACAUGCAUAAUUUUAAUCUGGUGUCAGUCCAAAAUUUAAAAUUGUGCUGUAAGUUCUCUCCUCCCAGUUUUUGUAGUUUGACAGCUUGCAAACUACUCUGUAAUAGGGUCAGAGUUAAUAGUAUUCUGUAUCCAUAGUAAUGACUGUGUAUCGGGCUUAGAUGAGAAUUUUUUCAGUAUACCCUGCCUUUAAACUGUUAAUGAACAGAAUUACUUUAAAGGUGGGACUGUUAAUUUUCUUUGUGUGUUCCUGAUGGAAUUCACCGUAGCCUUACAGCGUAUCUGAAAAGGUAACUCAUUAUAAGAGAAUUGGCAUUUGCAUGUUUGAGUCAGAACCUGUACAGUAUAUAAGGCAUACAAACUUUGAAUUGGAUUUUAGUUAACUCUGUUCAGGGGUCCAGGAUGCCAAAAUAAGUGUGACAGUUUUUUAAUUUGCUGCUUUCCCUUUAAUCUAGUUGGAAGAAUGUAUUGUUGAUUGGUAUACAAUACUGCCUUGGAGAGGGGCUCUUAAGUGCGGGGGCACAUUUCACAUAUCUACUACCUGGAGAAUUGCUCUGUGUCCCACUGUUUAAACAAAUAAUUUAAAAAAGAAAAAGCAAAAAGUAUGAUGUUCUUCACUUGAACUAAUCAAAUACAAUAGGUUAUAAAUUGUGUAUUGUAAAUAAAAGUUCACUCUGUGAGUGCACAUUUUGGUAAAUUAUUUAUUUAUGUUAGCAUUAAAAAGUUUAAAAAAUUGCAUUUGACCAGGAUAUAAAUGAGGUAUGUUGGACAUGGCUUUGCUUUAUACCUUGAUAUUAAAACUGGUGUUCCAUCCUGGUAUUUUAAAGCUGCUUUGAGGUUUUUUUUCUUUAAAUGUAAACUAACCUCCUGCAUGACAGAGGUUAAAAUUUUGUCUGCACUUGAGUUCACUUGGGUUUACAUUUGAAAUGCGCAUGUUUAUUUAUACAGAUUUCAAUAAAGCUAUUCAAGGCCUUA
Molecule: messenger RNA, 6239 nt
Organism: Columba livia (rock pigeon)
Lineage: Eukaryota; Metazoa; Chordata; Aves; Columbiformes; Columbidae
Gene: USP15
Product: ubiquitin specific peptidase 15
Exons: 20
Coding region: 1956-4538 (860 amino acids)
Biological process (GO): protein deubiquitination
Cellular component (GO): nucleus
Molecular function (GO): cysteine-type deubiquitinase activity
Source: RefSeq, a predicted model, not a curated record